Messenger RNA from Erpetoichthys calabaricus (reedfish), 402 nucleotides. Its product is annotated as histone H3, embryonic-like. The coding region runs from base 1 to 402 and encodes 133 amino acids. Gene Ontology annotation, cellular component: nucleosome. The transcript is spliced from 3 exons. Lineage: Eukaryota; Metazoa; Chordata; Cladistia; Polypteriformes; Polypteridae. The record is from RefSeq and is a predicted model, not a curated record. Gene Ontology annotation, molecular function: DNA binding; protein heterodimerization activity; structural constituent of chromatin.
AUGUCGGAUGACAUGGCACACGACAUUGCAGAAAAACUUGGUGCUGAUGCGUUGUUUCAAUGGCAAGAACGAAAAGAGACAGCUUGCAAAUCUACGGGUGGUAAAGCUCUGCGUAAACAGCUUGCCAUGAGAGCAGCUCGUAAGAGCGCUCCUGCUACAGGUGGGGUAAAGAAGCCUCACCAUUACAGACCCAGCACUGUAGCUCUGCGAGAGAUCCGUCGCUACCAGAAAUCUACUGAACUGCUUAUUCGUAAGUUGCCUUUCCAGAGACUCGAGGUCAGUGAGGCUUACUUGGUCAGCCUGUUCGAAGACACCAACCUGUGUGCCAUCCACGCUAAAAGAGUGACCAUGAUGCCCAAGGACAUCCAGCUGGCUCGUCGUAUUCGUGGGGAGUGCGCCUAA